Messenger RNA from Trifolium pratense (red clover), 1243 nucleotides. RefSeq names its product ribosome-recycling factor-like. The record is from RefSeq and is a predicted model, not a curated record. The coding region runs from base 262 to 1008 and encodes 248 amino acids. Gene Ontology annotation, cellular component: mitochondrion. Lineage: Eukaryota; Viridiplantae; Streptophyta; Magnoliopsida; Fabales; Fabaceae. The transcript has 9 exons. Gene Ontology annotation, molecular function: ribosomal large subunit binding. Gene Ontology annotation, biological process: translation.
CAUAUCUCACCGCCAGCUUGAAGAUUUCCUGAGAGUAACGAAAGCAAAAGUUUGAAUGGCCUUGAUUAAAAGUUUCAAAAUUAGUAUUUUUUUUAAUAAAAUACAAAAACAAAAGCACUUUCAGUAUCUGUAUCCAAAAAAAAAAAAAGCACUUUCAGUAUCUAUCUCAUCGCAGAACCUUGUUCCAAUUCAAACAAUCCGCAACAGCAUCUCCUUGACAACUUCGCCGCAGCGCCGCUUUGACGGCUCCACCGCUGGUAUAUGAUGGCUGGCUACAUUAUUAGACGAGCAUUCUCACGCCGCAAUUUGUUUCGCCUCCCAACCUCUGCUCUUAGUGUUUGUCAAAAUUCCCCUGUUGAUAGUCGCCAUCCAACUAUGGCUAAUUUUAUCAUGGAAACUCGCAGAGCCUCUUCCAAAGGAAAGUCAUUCGGGUGGUUACGUGAAGCUCCACCAAAUUAUGGCCCUGAUAUUAAGGCAAGUGCUGUCUCACAGAUGGAGGCUGCAAUGGCUGCAUUGUCUGUUGAACUAAGCAAACUACGAACAGGAAGAGCAUCUCCAGGAAUGCUUGAUCACAUUAUUGUAGAAACUGGUGGUGUCAAGAUGCCUUUGAAUCGGAUUGCUCUUGUUUCGGUUCUAGAUCCUAAAACCUUAUCUGUUAAUCCUUAUGAUCCUGAGACACUUAAACAAUUAGAGAACACCAUUGUUUCAUCUCCAUUGGGAUUAAAUCCUAAAACAGAUGGUGAAAGAUUGACUGUUGUCAUUCCACCGUUAACCAAAGAGCAUAUGCAGGCUAUGAAUAAGUUGGUCACUAAAUCUUGUGAGGAUACUCGGCAAAGCAUUAGAAGAGCUCGACAAAAGGCAAUGGAAGCCAUUAAGAAAUUGAAUUCCAUCCUUCCCAAGGACGACCUAAAAAGAUUAGAGAAAGAAGUUGAUGAUUUAACGAAGAAAUUUAUUAAGUCUGCAGAAGAUGUAUCCAAGGCAAAGGAGAAAGAAAUUAGUCAAGGUUGACUUGUAGUAUUAUUCUAGAUUUUAUGGAUUCUGCUGGGGCCUGAAAUUUUAUCUGGUCUAAGCUAAGCUGAGUAUCAUUUAACUAGUCAUUAUAUUUAUGGACUAUUUUGUUAGUAUAGAAAUAUUAUAUAAAAAUGAUUAAUCUCAUUCUCAACCUGUGGGUUUUGAGUUGUUGCAUUAGUGCAGGUUGCUAUGUAAUGUUUUUUUAUCAAACAUUUUGUGUUUAUGGUUGCUA